UUACCGUUGCGUUGCGUGGAGCAGCGAGAGGAACGCGUGCAAUAUGAAAACGAUGACGGGAUCAAACGAAUUCAAACUGAAUCAAACUCCAGAUGAUGGUAUUUCAUCAGUAAAGUUUAGUCCAAAUACAUCUCAGUUUCUGCUUGUUUCAUCCUGGGACACAACCGUCCGGCUCUAUGAUGUUCCUGCCAACACCAUGAGACUCAAAUACCAGCAUUCAGGAGCUGUCCUUGACUGUGCUUUUUAUGAUCCUACCCACGCCUGGAGCGGAGGAUUAGAUCAGCAGCUGAAAAUGCACGAUUUAAACACGGACCAAGAAAACCUUGUUGGUGCCCAUGAUGCUCCUAUCAGGUGUGUUGAGUAUUGCCCAGAAGUCAAUGUCAUGGUGACUGGAAGCUGGGAUCAAACAGUCAAACUGUGGGAUCCCAGAACUCCUUGUAACGCAGGAACCUUCUCUCAGCCUGAAAAGGUCUACACGCUUUCAGUGUCUGGAGAUAGACUAAUUGUGGGGACGGCGGGUCGGAGAGUGCUGGUGUGGGAUUUACGGAACAUGGGUUACGUUCAGCAGCGAAGAGAAUCGAGUCUGAAAUACCAGACCCGCUGUAUCAGAGCGUUUCCAAACAAACAGGGUUAUGUUUUAAGUUCUAUUGAAGGUCGUGUUGCGGUGGAAUACUUGGAUCCAAGUCCCGAAAUCCAGAAGAAGAAAUACGCGUUCAAAUGUCACCGUUUGAAGGAAAAUAACAUUGAGCAGAUUUAUCCAGUUAAUGCUAUUUCUUUCCAUAACGUCCACAACACGUUUGCUACAGGAGGUUCCGAUGGCUUUGUAAAUAUCUGGGAUCCGUUUAACAAAAAGCGGCUGUGUCAGUUCCACCGGUACCCCACGAGCAUCGCCUCGCUUGCCUUCAGCAAUGAUGGAACUACCCUUGCAAUAGCUUCUUCGUAUAUGUAUGAGAUGGAUGACAUUGAACAUCCCGAAGAUGGUAUCUAUAUUCGCCAAGUGACAGAUGCAGAAACAAAACCGAAGUGA
Leptosomus discolor (cuckoo roller) is the source of this 1027-nucleotide messenger RNA. NCBI's taxonomy places the organism in Eukaryota, Metazoa, Chordata, Aves, Leptosomiformes, Leptosomidae. The record is from RefSeq and is a predicted model, not a curated record.